UUGGAGGUUUCGCGUAUCGGGCUAGGAUGCAUCGUUCUUUUUACUGAGCUGGAGCCAUCUAUUACCGUCACCGAGCAAAACCUGGCAGACCGAGUUCGGUAUAUCUUACGCUCAAAUAUAUUUGAUGCCGCCGAACUCGAACGGCUACGACGUGAGGCUGUUCCCUCAUCAAAUGAAAACGCUACGACUGAGGGUGCGGUUGCAGAACAAGUUGCAGAACAACCCGCACAUGUGGAUGCCGCCGUGAAUACCCCAGUGGUUGCUGAUUCAAAUGAUGAUGGAACAUUCACCCAGGAACUAGAAAUAGAGCAAAUGAGGAGUACAUUGGAAGAGGCGAUUAUGGAAACGCGCAGUACGCCUCUCGAAAAUCGACCGCGACUUCCCCGCAUAGCCCUAAGCAAGCGGAAUCGGGCUGUCGUGAGGGCUCUGAACCCAAUGCUGGUGACCUAUUUGGAAGCCAGCCGGGACCUUUGCGAGACGGACUCAAUUCUCUUUGGCGCCGCACUGGCAGUCUGCCGUAUUAUAGGUGCCAAACUUUCCACGGCUGGACGCACUACUGGACAAAGUAGUGCUAUCCCAGCCUGGAGAACAAGAAUUGAAGAACGUAUCGCAAAGGCUAGGGCCCUCAUCGGCAGACUGAUAUGCUUCAGGUCAGGCAAUACCAGGCCAAGGAUUGUGCGCACCGUCAGGAUGGCGUUUGCUGGGACAAAUGUUAGUUUGUCCCAGCCGGAUAUAAUGCAAAAACUGACGGAGCGCAUAGACGACCUGAAGCAGAGAAUCGCUGCUUGGGGAAAGCGAAUUCGGCGAUAUACCGAGAGGUCGACACGGUUCAACCAGAAUCGUCUCUUCCAGAGUGAUCAGAAGAGGCUCUAUAAAUCAUUGGAGCGACCAAUGGUAAGUGGAACGGGCCCAGUACCGAAUCAGGCCGACACGGUUGCAUUCUGGCGCGGCCUGUGGUCAGAGCCCGUAAACCACAACGAGGGCCCUUGGAUGGAAGUUGUGGCGAGUCAGUGUGCGAGUAUUACGCCCAUGGAUCCCGUCACCAUAACGCCGGAUGACGUAGCUGAGGCGGUCCAUAGGCCCCGAACUGGAAAAGUCCGGGACUCGACGGGCUGCAUCACUACUGGCUGA
Parnassius apollo (apollo) is the source of this 1131-nucleotide messenger RNA. Lineage: Eukaryota; Metazoa; Arthropoda; Insecta; Lepidoptera; Papilionidae. The record is from the annotation of a GenBank genome assembly.